GGUGUGUGCUGGGAGGGAGGUGAACGGGUGGGUGUCCCUUGUUGCAACACUGCUGUGCUGGAGGCUUCUGAUACUGGUGUGGCAGUUUGAAGGGAGGUGGGAUGGCCACGCUUAUUCCUUCCUGAUCGUGCUUUGGAGUGAGUGCAUGUGAUGGGUUCAGAUUUGGGCGGGACAGUUUGGUUAGCAAUAAUUAUUUUGGUAUUAUUAUAGUUUAAGCCAUUACACACUACGUGGUAAUAACCUACCUCAUUUUGUUCUUCUCACUAUUCACAUCUUUUCUAAUGAUUACACUACUUGUCGGAAAUUAAUAAUAACGCCACAAUAGGCCUGGGAAUGCACAGCGCUCUCUACUUUUUCUAAGUCCACAGGUAAACAUAAAUGGUGUAUUGUUGCCUGAACUUCAGUUGUUUAAUGCUUUGAAUUGUGGGUAGCUGCUGGAUAGGAUCACUGUGUCUAUAAUUCCUCGGGCCAAUCACGUGCUACCACCACUUAACACCACGAGUUGCACCAAUAGGAAGUCUCUAUAAGUACCCAUAAGCUGCGCGGGCAGGUGUGUGCACACCGCUUCCGGUCACUUCCGCCAUGGCUACUGUUGACGUUACUUGUACUGGUUGCAAAUUUGAUUAUUGGCUCUUCAUCGCUACGUUUCACCGCAAAGACGACUUGUGCUGCCAGUUCUUGAGGAAACACGGCGUUUUACCCACUGCAGUCGAGUGUCCCGAGUGCCACACGCCGUGUAAGCUGCGCAGUGACAGGCGUGUGUGGUAUUGCGGCCGGUACCGCAAGCUGCCGAAAAAGAAGCGCAGUAAGCAGUGCAACUUCAGCGUUUCUGACUUUAAAGGAACUUUCCUGGAAGGAACGCAUCUUCCUGCGUGGCAGUUGCCUUGGAAAGUGCAUUCCUGGCUGAGUGUGGUGCGUGUGCCUGCUACUCGUGUGGUGGUGCUGCUGCUGCGUGAAGCCUCUGCCGUGGGAACCCAUCACAAAUAGCUAAUGGAUUCUGUAUGAUGGGAUCAGCAGCAGACAGAAUUCCAGUGAUGUAUCAACAUGCCUAGGGGCACCCUUGGGGGCAUCCAUUACUGGCAGAAGCCCCCAGUGUGCUGAGUGAUGGGAUGGCAUGACCUUGCACAUCAGAGGGUCAGCACCACCACCAGCACCACCACCACCACCACCACUAAGGCACAAUCUCCCCUGCAGGUUUCAGUGAGGACCAGUUCAGCUACUUCAAUCCCUCAUAAGACAAUUAGGUGUUCUUGGUGAAUAAGGAAGAGGAGAUUGAAUGCAGAGUGAUUACCUACCUGACCACCAAGGAUAGGAUUGCCUGCGCCAGUGGGCAGUGCAGUGCAGACUCCAAGGCUCCCCAAGUGUACAGCAUUGUUGUGUGUGUGGAUGGGGUGUGUGUGUGCAGACUCCUCACACUCUGUAUUGUAUGGCUGGGCAAGGUCACCUGCUAUUGAGACAGUAGCUCCUCGUUGGUCAUUGCCAGGCUCUCUUUUGGAUCUUCAUGGCAGUUUCCACAACAGCAAACACUGCAAGCUUGACCACACUGAUCUUGUCUCCAGUGAAGCUAAGAGUGGGAGUGUUCUUACCAAGUAUGUGUUGUGUUGUGGAGUUUUUAGUUUAGUUUUAGUCACUGUCCAUCCUUAAUCUGUUACUGGAAUCAUGAAAACACCCUUGCAAACCAUAAUAAUGUCCGCUAAAUCCUGUUAAAGUAUCAUUAACCCUUUUACUUGAAUCACAGAGACUAACCCUUUUACUUGAAUCACAGAGACAUCCUUGCAAACUCUGACAACAUCCACUGAAACUUGUUAAACUGUCACUAGCAUUAUUAAACCAUUACUUGAUCAUAAAAACACCCUUGAAAACCCUGGUAAUAUCCAUUAAAGUCUGUUAAACUAUUACUAACCUUAUUAAACCAUUACUUGAAUCAUGAAAAUGCCCUUGAAAACCCUGAUAACAUCCACUAAAGCCUUUUAAAUUACCACUCCAAUCAGGGGAGCUCCAAACACUAUUAGAGCUUGUUGAUAAAGAAAAGGCACUGGGAUUUUGGGAAAUGCACAUUUCAAGCUGUAGCCUUACCUCACAUCCUUACCUCUCAUAACAGGGCCUUCGUUGGAGGCAUCCCCUGUGAUAUAGUGGACGACAACCUGGAGCUCUGUGACACACUGACAAGGGAGAAGGUUACUUGUCGCUCCAAGGCUAAGCUGGUCCACCCCAUGAAUGCCACUGUCUGCGUUACUGGAAGAGGCGCGUCUGAAGUGACCAAGAUAGGAAUGUACGUGGACUCCCAGGACAGGCUGUACCAGUUCCACACAUAUGCUGUGAUGCGCUGAGUUGGGCAGGAAUAUGAGAUGUAAGCAUUGGUGACCACUCAUAUUUGCCCACCCUGCUGAUUGACAACCUUGGCAAACUUUGGAUUUUUGAAAGCCAUCAUUAGCAGACCUCUUGGGUGGUUUCCAAGACCCCAGCUUGGCCUUCAAGACAUUUAACCAUACCAGGGUCUUCCUCCAGCAGCUCACCAGAAUAUAACUGGAUAACUUGCCUGCUGCCAGCACCUCCAGGCCUCUAGAGGUUGUGGCACCACAGCCUUCACAGCCCCUGAAAUCCCCAACAAGAACAAGAACACAACAGGGUAGUGGGAGUGGUGGCUUCAAGACUCACUGCCACUGUACAGGGCAACUGUUACUCUUGUACAUCAUGUGCUGCUUACAAGACUGUGCCUAGAAUUCUGAGAGGAAAAAGUAAAAGCUCACAGGACUGGUUGACGAGACAGCUAAAUGACCCUUAUGUGAAGUUGACCAAGCAACAUCAGCACAGCUGACAUGUGGGGUCUCCCAGGGCCCCCUCCCCAGCUCACAGUGGGCCCUCACCCCCUCCAGGUGGUCCAAUGUGCCAAGCUUCUCGGAGUCACGGUGGACGACCAGCUGACCUGGAAGCAGCAUGUCGCCAGCACCGUGAGAUCAGCUACCUAUAGGCUGUACAUGCUGUGCAGACUCAGGUCGCUGGGGACGCCAACAGAUGAGUUAAGGGGGGUGUACCUUACCUUCAUCCUCCCCAAACUUGUGUACGCCUUCCCAGCGUGGUCCUCCUCCCUCACACACACUCAACAGCUACAGCUAGAGAGUGAGCAGAAAAGGGCGUGCAGGGUCAUCCUUGGCCUUGCAUACACCACCUAUGAAGAAGCCCUGACCACCCUGGGUCUGUCCAGACUAUCCACCAGGCACCGAGAGGCUCUGGAGAAGUUUGGAAGGGGACUACUGCAUCAUCCACGUCUCAGAAACAUGCUGCCGCCUGACGCGCCUCACCCGGUCUGUGCCACCAGACACCACAACAAGAUAAUGCCCCUAAAGGCGCCGCGCACAGACUGGCAUUGUCAGUGAUGCUUCCUGUGUUGUGAUUCCAUCAUGGCAGGCAUGGAAGUGCCUCUCGCUGCAUCACCGCCUCAUGAUCAUUGAGAGCAUGGACACAGACACAGGCCCCAGUGGGUACAUGGACCUCCUCAAUGGACAGAUGGAUAGAGGCUGGUGUGCUGGCUGCAUGUGUCAGGAGUGAAUCUCAACCUUCUUCUCCAUUGUGGCAACAGGGAUGAUAUAUGAGAUGGCCAUGACCAGCAUGCCCCCUCAGGAGCUGCAUCUCUAACCAAACCUCACCACACUGACCCUCCACUCACAUCACAUCUUCAGGUGCUGCAUCUGCACCUGCCACACAGUCCAUCCUCUGAGGCUGUUGUCCUGCGCAUCUUCUUCCCAAAGCCUCAGCAUUAUGA
Molecule: messenger RNA, 3763 nt
Organism: Scylla paramamosain (green mud crab)
Lineage: Eukaryota; Metazoa; Arthropoda; Malacostraca; Decapoda; Portunidae
Exons: 12
Coding region: 2820-3377 (185 amino acids)
Source: RefSeq, a predicted model, not a curated record